AUGGCGGCCGCGGUGCUGGCGGCGUCGGAGGGCGGCGGCGGCGCGGGCGGAGGAAGCAGCGGCUGCUCCGGCGGGGUCUCCGGGGCGCUCAUGCCGGGGGGAGGAGGAGGAGGAGCGGGCCUGGGCUCGGGGGGCGGCGGAGGCGGCGGCGGCGCUGCUGCCUCUUCGGCGGGCCCGUCGUCGUGGACGCGCUCGUUGGAGCGGGCGCUGGAGGAGGCGGCGGCCAGCGGCGCCCUCAGCCUGAGCGGCAGGAAGCUGAGGGACUACCCGCGGGGCAGCGCCGCCAGCCACGACCUCAGCGACACCACGCAGGCCGGUUUUGGAAAGAACCGUUUAGGACGCAGAAAACGGGUGGCUGGAAAGAGGCCUCCCUAUGGAGUCAAAACCGGGCUAGCGGCAAGGAAAGCCUUGGGCUCUCACAAAGGCAUCAGCCCCCUCAACAGAUCGCCUCUCAGUGAAAAGCGGGACUACUCGGUUUUGAAAAGGAAGACCGCCAUCCAAAGACAAUCUGAGUUGCAGAGAAAGCAAGGAUCCAUUCUCAGGAGGCCUACUCUGUUAAACAGAAGAACCAACAUACAGUCUCCUUCUGCCCGGAUCGGGAAUAAGCUCUACCAGCAGAAAGACGCACGCCAAGCCACUUUCCUUUUUAAGAGGGGCCUGAAGGUGCAGGCCCAAGUCCAUCCAGAAGAUGACCUAAGCGCCCAGGUCACAAACAGAAGUCGCCCAUGGCGAACAUCCACUACAAAUGGAGGGAUUUUGACAGUAUCCAUUGACAAUCCUGGCGCAGUCCCAUCCCCCAUCUCCUUUGAAGCCAAGGCUGACCAGCACUCCCGUGCCUCCCUUCCUCUUGAAGAAGGACCAGUCGGAAGAAAAGAAGAUUCCCAAAGGGGUCCCGCUGCAGUUUGAUAUCAACAGUGUCGGAAAGCAGACAAACAUGACCCUCAACGAGCGCUUUGGGAUCCUGAAGGAGCAGAGAACGGCUCUCUCCCAGAACAAAGGCAGCCGUUUCGUGACUGUGGGCUAGAGGGCCUGU
Messenger RNA from Podarcis muralis (Common wall lizard), 1033 nucleotides. Lineage: Eukaryota; Metazoa; Chordata; Lepidosauria; Squamata; Lacertidae. The record is from RefSeq and is a predicted model, not a curated record.